AUGAUGAGUGCAGAGCACAGAAAGAUUCUCGAAAUUUUGGAGGGCAUCAAACAGAACGUGAACGUGGAGGUACCUUCUGAUGUAAUCUACCUAAAAACAUUGCACGAGAUGAUAGAGGGUGAGUUGAGCGGGAGAGUGCCAGCUGAGCACGAAACAGCGAUACGGGCUGAUAAUGUGAGUGACGGGCCCGGUGGGGAACAUUUGCAGAACGGUGCCGGUGCUUACGCUGAAAACGUGACUGAGAAGGAGAAUUGUGCCGGUAACACGGUAAUUGGUGCGAAGGACACCGCACAUACUACAAAAAACGGUGUUUUACGUGUGUAUAAGAAGCAGAUAACUCUUUGGCUGCUGGUUCUUCUGAACAAUCCCUUCAAUUUAUCGUUUUUAAACACGCACAAUUUCAUUUCCUUUAUCCUGGAUGACCUGCAGUGCGCUGCCCUGUUAGUUUCUAACUUGAUGAAAAAUUCUGAAAAUGAGCAGUUCUAUCGGGAGAAUGAAAUUUUGGGAAAUAAAAUUAGCGAAACAAAGUACUACGAAUUUCUCUACCACCUCUCCAAAAAAAUAAAAUUAUACGAUUUUUGCAGCACCGGCACGGAUAAUCAGCCGUGCACAGCUGCGAAAAGCCAUGAUGACAAGUACACCGGUAUGUCCCAUGAUCUCGUAAAAAAACUGAACUCAUUUAUAAAACCGACCGAUACCGAAACUUUAAAGGCACUAAAAUACAAAAUAAUAACAAACCAAGGCAUGUACAACCGUAUAGACAAGCAGCCGGUACUCGAUACUCUUUUUCUGCAUCUCAAGCAGGGCAGUGCAAGACACUCCCUCACACUUUCGUACUCGAUCUCAAAGUUUAACUUUGAUGCCAAGGAACUCUUAGCGUGUUUCUAUGGUCCGGUUUUUUGUAGAGAAGGCCUGUGGAUCAAUACACUGCUGAUCUUGUGCUUUAAAGUUUUGGAAAAGAAGGUGCACAUCAGGAUAGCGGAUGAGAGCGGUGCUGCUGGCGGGGAAAAUGAUGAAAAAAAAGGAAGUGGCGGUAUUGGUACGGUGAGUAGGACGUGUGAUACGAACAACAUAGCAGGUAGCAAUGGAACAGAAAAUUACGGUAACAAAUUUAUUGCACCUGAAAUGAUUGCGGAUAUUCUCCUCAAAACUGUUUUUUUCGAAUGCAAGAACAGAUAUGCACAAAAAAUGAGGGAAACCGCACUGUUUUUAAUUUACUGCAUGUUGAGGAGCACCCUCUACAGCGGCAGCCCCAGCACUGAACAUAAAGAAAGCGGUGCGCAAGGGGAUGUGCACGUAAGCAAUGCUAUCACGCUGCAGUUUCUUAGAAGCAUGCUUUUGAGCGUUUCUCUCCUUGAUAACCAGCUUGAGUGCAGAAGAGCAGCCUGCUCCAUUCUCAUAGAACUGCAAGCCUAUGGCAAAACAGAAUUUCUUCCUUUCAUCGAUUUUUACAGGGUGAAAAGAAAAAAUAACGCUCUCAACCUGCCACAGGAAUACUACACCGGGCUGUUGAAGCAACGAUUGAUCGUCAAAAUAUUCGAUCACGACCUCGAAAUGCAAAUUAUCUGCCUUGAAUGGAUGAAGAAGCAUGGCAAAGGCAUAAAAUUGAGACAAACGAUCAAGAAGGACGAGUACAGUCUCUGUGACUUGGUGGAAGAGCAUGAAUUCCGUGAAUGUGCUGCAGGUGAAACAGGGGAGAGCUUGUGUGCCAGCGGUGAGUGCAGCAGCAGCGCUACCAGCGAGUCCAUUUCCUACACCACAGCGCUUAUAGCGUAUCUAUUUCUUGAUCAAAUAGACAAAAUACAAAUUAUUUUUGAUAGUUUUGCACUGGAAGAUAAAAAAUUUGUGUUUUUUGCAGACGCGUACCUGAAAACAACGAUUUUUAAACAUUUCGAUUUCAAAGGCGAAUGCCAUUUUUACGAUAUGGUGGAAAACGUGGCAGCAAAAAGCGAAAGAAAUGAAAGGUUUGAUCACAAUGGUCUGUUCAACGUGCGUUACAUCGACUCGAAUAGAAAUAGGCACGUGAGCGAUCACAAUCUUGUGUUCCUUUUGGACAACGAUUUACACCCGCACCUCACCAUGUUCUUGCACAGCACGCUUGAGAGCGAUUUUCUCUUCAAAAGGCUGCUCAAGAAAAAGAGUCUCAGUUAUUUCCUGGCCAACGCGUUUAACACGAAGUACUUUGCGGAGUAUUUGGAGUUGGUAAGGGGCAUGCUGAGCGAUAGGGAGGUAGAACGGGUGCAGAUCGGUAUAAAAUGCGUAUACACAAUGUAUAGGAUGUACGGAGGUGCAGAUUUACACAAAGGCACAGAGCAGAACGCGAACAGCAUCAAUAACACGCUAGGAGAACGGAACAUAAGUAAUUCUGUUGGAUGUUGCACUCUUCGAGAGCUGCUUGGACACGCCGUUUCUACCAACCUUAACAACUAUACGAUUAAUUACAAGGGAGACGUAGGACACCGUUGUAGAAAGGAGUGUUUGUUCCUUUUGUUCUACCUGAAAGACAAAAGUAUGAAUUACUACAUCAUUAAGUACCUGUUCGACAAGAACAAAGAAUUGAGAGAGAUUGUAAUUUCGUUUUUAAGAGAAUUGGGGGUGCUUAAGAACGUAAAAGGGUACAAAACCGUUUAUAUCAGCGGGAGACGAUCAUGUGAGGGUAUAGAGCAUUUGUUGAGCAGUGUUGUGAGGGGUAGCGGAAAUGAUCUGUGCCAUGACAGUGAACUACACGAUGAGAACGAUCUGCGUGCUGAUAGCACUGAUUCACGCUACGAUGUAAGCGUAAAUGGCAAUCGAAUGAGUACCGGUCACGUACCGAUAGAUGAUAACACGGCAUCAUUUCUUUCCUCUUUGGAUGCUGAGUACAAAAAUAUGUGUUCAGCACUGAGCAGUGAAAAGGCCUUGUUUAAGUGUGCCUUUCUGAGCUUUGGAACUCUGAAAAUGGAGUAUAGGAUCGGCUUUGCCAAGGCGAUUCUCUCCUAUUUCGUGAACUGUGAUGGUUCAAUUUACGAGGUUUUAUCCUGGGGCAUUACCGAGUAUCUGAUCGAUUACCUGGUGUACGUUUUGGAGGGACAGCGAAGAGAAGUUUACUGCUGUUUGAGAGGCAUUCUUAAUCUGUUGGGGCACUCUCAUCAGGAAAGAGCGGAUGAACAGAGCAAUGGUGUGAGUGACAGGAUAAGGAAUGACCAAGAGCUAAAAGCACGGAUUAGCAGCAUUAAUGAUGAAAAACUGAAUGGAUUGAGGGAUGAAAUAGUAAAAAGAAUGCAAUGGAGAUGAUACACACUCCGCGAACGUGGUCACAGCUAACAGUAGCACGCCACUACAGAAGGUGCCAUGGUCAUGAUUUAUGGUAAAACAGUGCAAAAGUAACGGUCAUUAUUUUGCAAUGCUUGUGAACGGUCUACAAAUAUUUUGUGGGCGUUUAAACACCUCUCUAUGAUCAUUGGUCCUCGAACCAUAAUUGCUUCGGCCAUCGAAGGGAAAAGACAUCUCGCAUUACUUUUUAGUUUAUUUUGACCUACAAGAUUUUAAAUUGUAACAUCAACCCGUAAAACAUGGCAAUGCCACGCAUUAUGUGCGUACGGCCUAAAAUGACCAACGAGAAAGAUAUGGGCAGCAGGAUCGGGAUUACGUAGCGGUAGUAUUUGGGUAAAAUGUAAUUUAGAGUUCUACUUUUAGCGUUCAAGAAUGUUCCGUUCUCGUUAACACGGCCCGUUCAUGGCGCACCAAAUUAAAUGUUUCGUUCUCGUUAACACGGCCCGUUC
Messenger RNA from Vavraia culicis subsp. floridensis, 3761 nucleotides. RefSeq lists its product as uncharacterized. The transcript has a single exon. The record is from RefSeq and is a predicted model, not a curated record. Bases 1 to 3273 code for a protein of 1090 amino acids. Lineage: Eukaryota; Fungi; Microsporidia; Pleistophoridae.